GAAACAUGACAAUAUUUUUGAUAAAGUAUUUUUAACUUUUUCAAAUAAUGGUUCUAAUAUGAAAACUGUAACUUAAAGACUAGCUCAGAAUAGCACUAAUAUCCAUUUGAAGAAUCUUUGAAGGGUUUUGCCAAUUGAUCAAACCCCAAAAUGACUUUCUAUAAAAGAUGGAGAGGUUCUUUAAUCAAAAGCUCAUUUUUAGUUUGUAUAGAGCAAAUGUGUCAAAAAGUAGCAUUUAUGCAAUUAGAAAUUUUCUGUAUGCCAAAUUUUUACAUGCUGAAAUGAGUAAAGAUUAACCGAUACAGUCACGAAGCAUAGCAAGAUAGAAAAAAAAAACUAUCAAAAUAUGUACUAAUUACGUCGUUUUCUUGUUUUCUUUCUGUUUGUUAUGUUGAGACGUACUUUUUUGUUAUUUAUACUAUUUUAUGCUGCAUUUGUGUUUGCAUCAGACGGUGAUGAAAAACCAGUUUUCGUACAUUGUGUCAAAAAAUGCAUCAAUUCAACAUGCCCAACACAACUUGACUUUACUUUACGUCUAUUAAAAUGGACAUGUCCUGAAAACUGUCGUUAUACAUGCAUGCAGAACAUCACUGAUAAGGCUAUUGCAAACCAUACCACUGUUUACCAAUACUAUGGUAAAUGGCCAUUUUAUCGCUUUUUCGGCAUUCAAGAGCCCGCUUCCGUUUUAUUCUCAAUUGGUAACGGACUUGUUCAAGGCUAUUAUUUUUUCCAGCUUCACCGCCAUACACCCUCCAAUUAUGCUUUGCGGCCGUUGCUCCUCUUGUAUACACUUAUUGGUAUGAAUGCUUGGGUCUGGAGCACCAUAUUUCACUCAAGAGACAAAAGACUGACUACCUUGAUGGACUAUUUCUCUGCUGCUCUUUAUGUUUUGUAUUCAUUGUAUUUUGCCAUAGUCCGUGUAUGUCGGAUUCAGAAAAAGAGCACAAUGAUUGCGCUGGCCGUAGUCUGUAGUUGCUUUUACGCAGCCCAUAUUAUCUACUUGACCUGUUAUGAAUUUGACUACGUAUACAAUAUGAUGGCCAAUGUGAUGGUGGGUACACUGCAAGUCCUUGUUUGGGUAUGCUGGUAUGUGCUACAGAAAUUAGACUGUCAUGCAAUUGAUCGUCCUUAUGCUUAUCUGGCUGUCAUGUCAGGUAUGGGUGUUUCACUUGCGCUGAGUCUUGAACUGUUUGAUUUCCCUCCUUUAUGGCGUGUUUUUGAUGCCCACAGUCUAUGGCAUUUUUCUACUAUUCCAUUGACUAUUAUUUGGUAUCGGUUUUUGAUGGAGGAUAUGACAUUUGAAACAAGUGGUAAACCUUAUCAAAUGAAACUCUUGCCAUCCUAAACAUGAUCAAAUGAACUUUUUCACACACACACACACAUACACAUACGUAGAGAUUUUAAACAUAAACAUAAUUUUUAAUAAUAAAAUAAUCGCUUUAA
Molecule: messenger RNA, 1443 nt
Organism: Gilbertella persicaria
Lineage: Eukaryota; Fungi; Mucoromycota; Mucoromycetes; Mucorales; Choanephoraceae
Product: Mn2+ homeostasis protein-like protein Per1
Exons: 2
Coding region: 389-1345 (318 amino acids)
Biological process (GO): GPI anchor biosynthetic process
Cellular component (GO): endoplasmic reticulum membrane
Molecular function (GO): hydrolase activity, acting on ester bonds
Source: RefSeq, a predicted model, not a curated record